Caenorhabditis briggsae is the source of this 1674-nucleotide messenger RNA. The record is from RefSeq and is a predicted model, not a curated record. The transcript is spliced from 4 exons. Gene Ontology annotation, biological process: innate immune response. Lineage: Eukaryota; Metazoa; Nematoda; Chromadorea; Rhabditida; Rhabditidae. The coding region runs from base 1 to 1674 and encodes 557 amino acids.
AUGCCGAUUUUAUCAAAAGUGAUUUUGAAACUGAACUCCCCUCUUGAAGUAUAUUUUCACACUAUCACUUAUAUUAAACUUGAAAGUGCUUUCACAACUUUUGUAUUCGAAAACGAGGAAUCACUGCCAAUCCAACUCAACUUUGUAGAUGUUUUCUUAGAAGAUUUGGAGAUGCUGUUGAAGCACCAAACACCAUAUCUGUCAUAUUUUCAUGUAAGGUGCUCGCGAGGAACUGUCGAAGAUUGCGCCAAGAUUUGUGAACGGCUCGAAAUGAUUUUAAAAUCGAGAACAUUAAGAGUCAAAGGAGUUCACUUCAUUGGAACUAGUGUUGCUCAAGCAAUAUCGCUCGUAACGUAUUUUGAUCAAAGCGCGCCGUUUACAGUACGGUUGAUCCAUGUUGUGGAUCCAGAAAACUUCGAUAGUUCUUGGAAUGGGUUGAGUGAAGUGAAAAUUGAGGACGACGGUCAAAGUAUCACUUUUGAAGUUGCUGAUCCAACAUUCCAAUCAAUAAAUCUCAAAAAAGGCAAAAAUCCGAGUGAGAUCGUAGCACGAUAUGUGUUAGAAAAUCGGUUAUCGAUGGGACUUAUUUUGAGACACUUGCAAUGCUUUGACAUCGAGAGUCUUCGAAAAGUCAAUCGUGGAAUCCGAAAGUGUGUUGAUCUCAUAAAACCAAAUCCCCAUAUAGAAACGUAUUCCAUCUGUUUCUAUCAGAGAGCUAUCAUAGAUAAUUGUCGUCUUCGCAUCUAUAAUAAGUUGGAAAAUGGGGAAUUCAAAGCUUUCGAAUAUUUUAAGAAUGGAAAUCAAGUGUAUUUGUAUGGUGAAAACUCAUUCCAUGGAGAAGAACGUAUUAUCUCCUUUUCUGGAACUGACGACAAAUCCAUAUGUCUUAAUGAUAUCGAAAAGACUCUCAGCAAGCAAAUUGAGUGCAUAAAGGAAUUAAUUAUAUUCUACAAGUGUACAAGACAUUUAUCCGAAAACUUCGAUAUUCUUCUCGAUGAAUGGGGUACUGCGGAUUUAUCCAGAAAAAUUGGAGACACUUUUAAACGAAGAGAGACGCCACUCAAAGCGAAAAAAUUCUCAAUGGGAUCUAGCAGUCAGAUGGAAAUUAUUGAAAUUCUUUCGGCUAUUGACCCACAUUCCCUGAAAACGAUUGAAUUAUUGUAUCCGUCAGAACAACACGAUGCAAUUAAGAAUUUUUAUUACAAUGUUAUUGAAUGGCCGUUUCAAAUUGAUCAAUUAUCAAAAAUAGUUCAGUGGAAGAAUGCGGAACGUUUGAUUUCCAAGCACUUGAUUAUUACAACGACAAUCACAGAAAUGAAUAUUUUGAAUUUUGUUUAUUUGAAUAUCCUAGUGAAGACACUUUCCUCUGAAGAUGUAUUUUAUCUGAAAACAAAUCUUCUCCAUUCUUCGAAGUUUCAAAAGUUGAAAAUAUCGUUCCAGGAGUCGACAAUCGACGAAUCUUUACAUACGCUGAUUGGAGAACCCUACCGUAACUUUUCAAAUGUGAAAAGCAUUUGGUACUUUCGAAUUGAAAACACCAAUUAUUAUAUUCACAUUGUUUUGGAUACGCGAAAAAAAGGAGUAGGAACACCUAAAUUGAUUACUCUCACACGAGUUGCGAAAGAAGACACUCCAUUUUUUGAAUUACCGAUGAAUCAAUUAGUGAUUAAUUAG